AUGAAGUUCAUUGCUACAAUCUCGGCCGUUGUCGCGGCCUGCGCUUUAGCCGCUUCGACAGUUGAUGCCGCUGGAGCAGACGGCGCUCCUUGGGAUUACAAUCCUAACGAUGAGGAAAGGGCCAGCCCGGCACAGUGGGGUGCACACUACCCUUCGUGCAACGGCACACGUCAGUCCCCGAUCGACAUUGUGUCUGCUGACGCCGAGGAGCGAAUCAAGGCUAAAAGCACUCUACGUUUCAGGGGAGAUUGUCCCUCUUUCAACCUCACCCAGGGUGGAGAGGGCUUCAAGGGCAGUGUCGUCGAUGGUUCUUGCCAAGUGAAGGCGAACAAGGCCCAAUACGACUUGCUGCAGUUCCACUUGCACGCUCCUUCGGAGCAUACACUGAACGGAGAGCCUAUGGAUGGUGAAGUUCACUUCGUCCACAGCAACGCCGAUAGCUCAGCGCUGCUUGUGGUCGGAGUUUUCAUGGAGAUUGAUCCUUCCGGCAACACGGAUCCAUGGUUGGAGACGGUCAUCGAUGGUAUUGACGACGUUUCCCCUACCAAACCGAUCAUGUUGGACUUGACGUCCUACUCGACACUGAUCAAGAAGAGUGUCCGAGGUGGUGGCCUUUACAACUACCCCGGCAGUCUUACGACUCCUGGUUGUGACGAGAUUGUCGAUUGGUGGGUGGUGGAGAAACCGAUGAAGAUUUCGGCGAAGGACCUCACUCGCAUUCGCGAGAACCAGGGAGAGAUCGAAAUGAACUAUAAGAGCGAGAACGCUCGCCCGGUGCAGGCACUCAAUGACCGUACUGUUAAGAGCUUCAAAUAG
Phytophthora nicotianae INRA-310 is the source of this 816-nucleotide messenger RNA. RefSeq lists its product as hypothetical. Bases 1 to 816 code for a protein of 271 amino acids. Lineage: Eukaryota; Oomycota; Peronosporomycetes; Peronosporales; Peronosporaceae. Gene Ontology annotation, molecular function: carbonate dehydratase activity; zinc ion binding. The transcript has 3 exons. The record is from RefSeq and is a predicted model, not a curated record.